Larimichthys crocea (large yellow croaker) is the source of this 943-nucleotide messenger RNA. Its product is annotated as gastrula zinc finger protein XlCGF8.2DB-like. The annotation marks the transcript as partial. The transcript has a single exon. The record is from RefSeq and is a predicted model, not a curated record. Gene Ontology annotation, molecular function: DNA-binding transcription factor activity, RNA polymerase II-specific; RNA polymerase II cis-regulatory region sequence-specific DNA binding. Lineage: Eukaryota; Metazoa; Chordata; Actinopteri; Sciaenidae. Gene Ontology annotation, biological process: regulation of transcription by RNA polymerase II. Gene Ontology annotation, cellular component: PcG protein complex; transcription regulator complex; chromatin.
CCCAGAUAAUCAUUCCCAAACAAAUACUGAUGAAACGGAUUCAGACUCUUCUGAGAUCUACGUCGGUGAUGAUGGUUGGCAAGAACCUUUGGCAGAUUCUGGACCUGAAACAAGAGACGCUGGAAAAAAAUCAGUUGAGUGUGGUCAUGGAUUUCAUUACAAGCAGUCUCUUGAGACACACGUGAUGUGUCAUUUAUGGAAAACGUCCUCCAGUUGUUUAGUUAAUCAGCAAUGUUAUACAGUGCAGCCAGAGCUAGAUUCACAGACGAGAGUCCACACUGAAGAGAAAGCAUUCAGCUGUGAUGACUGUGGGAAAAGAUUUACAGAACAGAAAAGUCUGAAGAGACAUAUGAGGAUCCACACAGGAGAGAAAACGUUUGACUGUGAUUACUGUGGGAAAAGAUUCACAGAACCAGGAAAGUUAAAGAGACACACGAGAGUCCACACAGGAGAGAAACCAUUUGGCUGUAAUGACUGUGGGAAAAGAUUCACAGAACCAGCAAAGUUGAAGAGACACAUGAGAGUCCACACAGGAGAGAAACCAUACGGUUGUGAUGUGUGCGGGAAGAAAUUUAACCGGCAAUCACAUCUAAAGAUACAUAUAAGAGUCCAUACAGGAGAGAAACCGUUUGGCUGUGAUGCAUGUGGGAAAAGAUUUACAGAUCAGGGAAGUCUGAAGACACACUUGAAAAUCCACACAGGAGAGAAACCAUUUAGCUGUGAUGACUGUGGGAAAAGAUUUUCAGGUCAGGGAAAUCUGAAGAAACACAGGAGAGUCCACACAGGAGAGAAAGCUUUUGGUUGUGAUCUUUGUGGGAACAGAUUUACAAAACUGGGAAGUUUGAAGACGCAUAUGAGGAUCCACACAGGAGAGAAACCAUUUGGUUGUGAUGACUGUGGGAAAAGGUUUUCAGAUCAGGGAAGUCUGAAGAAACACUUGAGA